This is a messenger RNA of Ilex paraguariensis (yerba mate), 3156 nucleotides long. The record is from the annotation of a GenBank genome assembly. Lineage: Eukaryota; Viridiplantae; Streptophyta; Magnoliopsida; Aquifoliales; Aquifoliaceae.
CAUGCACAGAUAUAGAGAUGUACACAUUUGUAACUGAAACAAUUCACACAAUGCUCUGCUGAUUCCGUGAAUUCCUAAACACCCAAUUUUGUUUUCUCUCUCUCUCGACCCGUUUCUCUCCAGAAUCUUCCAUGUUGAUUGCACCUUUUUCUGCCUCAAUGGCCUUAAAAACCCUUUGCCCUGUUUUGGGUCUUUGAAGGAUCUCCUGUAUGGGUGAUCUCCAAGUGUGGUGUGGGUGCCAAAACGGCGUUGCGAUGGAGGAUGACCAGUUCUUUUCGUGUAAUUCACUGCCAAUGGCUUCUUCAAAUCCUGAUCCUUCAUCAAUCUGCAAGAAUUGUUGGGCUGUAGCUGAAGAAACGACGCAAGAGGUGGUGAAUCGUAUCCACCCCACUUUGGACUCUGAGGAAAAGAGGAAGGACGUGAUUGAUUAUGUUCAGAGACUCGUCAGAACUUCUCUUGUUUGUGAGGUUUUCCCUUAUGGAUCAGUUCCACUGAAGACCUACCUUCCUGAUGGAGAUAUUGAUUUGACGACCCUUAGCAGUCCAAAUAUUGAGGAACGUUUGGCCUUUGAUGUUCUUGCUGUUCUGCGGGCAGAAGAACUGAAUGAAAAUGCCGAGUAUGAAGUAAAGGAUACCCAAUUCAUUGAUGCUGAGAAGAAUAUUAGUUUUUUGGUUAUCCCUCCUCUUCUUAUUCUUCUCCUCUCUUCGUUGCCAAAGAAAAUUGGGUUUGUCUCCUUCGAUGGCGAUGGCGAUGGCAAUGGCAAUGGCCUUUGCCUUCGCCUUCGCCUUCGCCUCCUCUCUCAAUCUCUCUAUUUUCUCGCAGGGCGGAAUUCCAAGUACUACAAUGUAUCCAAUUCUGAUCUAAACUCUUUAGGAUUGUCGCUGACUCGUGUUAAGCUUGUGAAAUGCCUUGUACAGAAUAUUGUGAUAGAUAUAUCCUUCAAUCAACUAGGAGGACUUUGUACACUUUGUUUUCUUGAACAGGUUGAUCGCCUUGUUGGAAAAAAUCAUCUCUUCAAACGUAGCAUCAUUCUGAUAAAAGCUUGGUGCUAUUAUGAAAGCCGUAUUCUUGGUGCCCAUCAUGGUUUAAUUUCUACCUAUGCUUUGGAGACAUUGGUCCUAUAUAUAUUCAACCUGUUCCACUCAUCCUUAGAUGGCCCACUAGCGGUCCUUUAUCGAUUCUUGGACUAUUUUAGCAAAUUUGAUUGGGAGGACUAUUGUAUCAGUUUGAAUGGGCCAGUUCUCAAGUCAUCCUUGUCUGAUAUAGCAGUUGAGUUACCAGUGAAGGGACAGGAUGAUUUGAUGCUCAGUGAAGAAUUUCAAAGAAAUUGUCUAGACAUGUACUCAGUUCCAUCCAGGGGGCUUGAUACUAGCUUGCGAUCAUUUUCUCAAAAGCAUCUUAAUAUAAUUGAUCCGCUGAAAGAAAAUAACAACCUUGGGCGCAGUGUCAACAGAGGCAAUUUCUAUCGUAUACGUAGUGCUUUCAAAUAUGGGGCUCGCAAGCUUGGUAAAAUCCUUCUGUUACCAGGAGAAAGAAUUGCAGGUGAAAUCAAGAUGUUCUUUGCAAACACCCUGGAGAGGCAUGGAUGUAAAGAUGGUGCUGAUAUACAGAGUUCUGCACUGCCAUUUGGUGUGAAAUGGUCCAGCAAUUUGUCCUCAUCAUCCCAUGCUGAAACACUAUCUGAGGAUGAAAUGCAGCCAAAAUCAUCAAAUGACGAUUUUUCUGAUAAUAAUUUAGGGGUAGAACACAAAUGCACUUCAGUACUAAUAAAUGGGCUAGACAGAUGCUUGACUAGACUAGAUCGUUCACAGAUAAUGUCAGAAUCCAGUUGUUCGACAGAUGGGACUGCUGUCUCAGGAUGUCGCGGUGCUGGGGAUGCAAAUGGCCUUGCAACACCCAGGCCUCUGAGUUUGAGAAGCUCAAAUGACACAACUGACUGCUCACCAAUAAGUAGCAAUUUUAAUAGUUCUCUUUCUGGGCAAUUUUACGAUGCAUCUCAUUUCUACUUCUCCAGAGUGUCCACAGAAAAUGGAAACUUUGAAAAUGGGAUCCUCUGCCAGAAAAGGCCAUCAGAUUUCGUUGAUGAGAAGAUGGGUUAUCAUUCAUGGAUGGAACAGGGAGAGAACCAUUUAGAGGCCAGCCACACAGUCUGUUCAUGUGCAAACAAUCAUGAAGGUCUGAGCUCUAGUGGGUCGGCAAUCUCAAGUCUUGACAUUAACAGCUUAGAGAGUCUAUCUCUUGAUUUUAGGGAAAUGGGCUUAGGUGGCGACAUGGAAACUUUGAAUCCCUUAGCAGACCUCAGUGGGGAUCAUGAUAGUCACAUUAGGAGUCUUCUGUACGGUCAAAGUUGUCAUGGAUAUGCUUUAUCUGCUGCACCUGGGAUGCCCAGUCCUCCCACAUCGCCCUCUCAGUUCAGCAACAAGAGGCCUUUGGAUACUGUCCGACAAACCAGGCCACUCAAGCAGAAUUCAUGUUUGAGCACAGAUAGAGUGGCCUUGGGACCACCUGUUUAUCCUGCUAACAAAUCAACACUGUUCAAUGCUACUUUUGGUUCCAUUGAAAAACAUACAGAACGAGGAACUGGCACAUAUUUGCCCACUAUGAACUUAUUUUCAGGCAGGGAGAGAUCCUCACAAGGGAAGAGAAGAUAUCGUGCAACAGGAACUCACAGUCAAGUGCGGAGACACACCCAUAUCAAUGGUGUGGCUCCUGCUUUGCCCGAAAAGAAUUCAAUUCAAGUAGACAGUCAAGAUAUUUCAUGUGUCAGGUCCCCGGUUCAAGGUCAUGGGAAGUCUGGUUUAUCCCACCAGUCUCAUCAGUCCAAUGUGGGCAAUACUCAUGCCAAUGGCUUCUCCAAUUUAGCUUUGAGAAUUGAAUUUGGAUCUCUUGGACAGCUAGCCGAUGGAAACAGUCAGCUGUCUUCAGGCACUUCUCAAGCUUGGGCUUCUACAUCAAACCCUGUGGUACCAGAAGUGCAGACUUCCAAACCAGUGCUGAAAAAAAAAGAAGAAAGGUAGCAAGUUUUUUUUUAACAUUGCUUCAGUAUUUUGUGGGUAACAAAGAAUGUAUUUGGCUAUUCGACAUUUCUUCCUUGCUAACAUCUAAAGUUAUGUACAUGGUUUGGGUUUUCAGGGUUGCCGAGGGAUCCUAUUACCU